GCGGCGGUCCCGCGCGCCGCGACAUCCGGCGCCGUCGCGCGCGCGCCUGGGUACUCAUGGCCGCCUCCGUGGAUUUCAAGACCUACGUGGAUCAAGCUUGUAGAGCUGCAGAUGAAUUUGUCAACAUUUAUUAUGAGACAAUGGAUAAGAGAAGAAGGGCUCUAUCAAGACUUUAUUUGGACAAAGCAACAUUGGUUUGGAAUGGUAACGCAGUGUCGGGGCAAGAAGAACUGAACAAAUUUUUUGAAAUGUUGCCAUCUAGUGAAUUCCAGGUUAAUGUGUUGGACUGCCAGCCUGUUCAUGAGCAAGCCACUCAAGGCCAGAUGACAGUCCUCGUGGUGACAAGUGGGACAGUAAAAUUUGAUGGUGACAAGCAGCGCUACUUCAAUCAAAACUUCUUACUGACAGCUCAAGCCACACCUGCCAACACAGUGUGGAAGAUUGCCAGUGACUGUUUCCGCUUUCAGGACUGGGCCAGUUAGUGAGGAUUGGCUACAGGAAGUGACCUCUCAUUCGACAGCUUGAAGUUAGCUCCACACAUGAGAAUGAUCGCUCUUCGUGUUGCAUCUCCCGUUAUGGAAGGUCUGCAGAUGUUUCAGGGUUGAUCCCAAUGACCAUGGGAAUAGUGGUAAACUUAAAAUGUGAGAGGUUAAUGUGUUAGCCAAACCUAAUAAAAUACUGAAGGCAGUGAGCUGUGUUGGAAUCAUUCCUAAAAUGCCUUACAUGCAGCUGUGCUGCCACUUCCAGACUUCUUCUAUGUAAUGCUGAAACUCAGAAUUCUUUUAAUGUACAAUUCUGACCAAACGUAUUUUUCUUUCACCUUCAAAAGAUCUGUUUUUACAGUAGCAUCUUCCCUCAUUUAAAGAAGAUGCUUGUGAUGUGUAGAUAGAAUUCUGAAAGCUCCCUGCUCUUGGUUAUAAGAGGCUGGGAAGUUCUGACAGCGAUUUCUGCUGUUUGUGAAAGCAGCAGAUACAGCUCCUCAGUGCGUUUAAUCUCCCAAAUAAUCCAUUGGAAAGCUCAUGUUACCUUCUCUAAUAUGGAAGGACUAAACUCACCGAGUUUCCUUUUGGCUUGGGUUCCUCAGGCCUUGGUUGUAGUUAAUGUACACUGAUUCGUAUGUAGGGUGUGCUGAACGAUUCAGCGCUCCUAUGCCAACAGUUCUUGUCACAAGCAUGUGAAGGACUUCAAACUGAUUAUUUUUCUUUUGAAAUCUUACAGUGUUUGAAAUACUUCAGUUAUAUAGUUUGUUUGCUUUAACUGUUAUUUCUGUUGCUAUGAAGUUUGUACUGUUUUUCUCAUAUUCAGGCUGCAAGUUUUGAAUCCUUACCGUCUUUUAAGGAAGCAUUGUAGUAAAAAAGUGGCACUGAAAGUGUGUAUUACUGUGAAGCCUUCAAUUUUUAUCUUCAGUACUGUUAUUCAGAACAGGUGCUUUGAUUAUUUUCAACAUUGAAGAACAGCUCUGAACACAAAUACCAUAUUCCUCUCAUGCUGAUUUUUUACUGUACUUUUCAUGUUGUUUUUAAAUAGUACCUUUAAUUAUUGGUUGGAGGGGUGUGUCUUGCUUUAAAUUUGCAGUUUAAAGCUUUCAGCUGCUUUAAAAUAGUUUUCAAUACUGCAGGUUAAGACCGUCUGUCUUAACUUGGGAACUAAAGAGUAAACCUGAGUAUCAGCAGAUUUGUUUCAAACUGGUACACUACUAAAAGCAGUAUGACUGCAGCUCACUUGUCGUUAUGACUGAAAUCGGGAGAACUGUGAGAAUGAGCAAUAUCUAACUUGUGCUAGGUCUGAAAGCAUCUGUAGUUUGCUAUGUGAUCCCACAAAUAAUGGGAUGUUUAGGUGGUAUGUGUGCGUUUAUUUACUUUUAAGGCACUCUAGUCUUUAUAUCAAUAAGUUAGAAUUGGUAGCCUGUCUCUGUUCAGAAGCUGUUUAUGUUCUGAACUGUCGUGUAACAAUUUUUCAGCCUGAAGAAUAUGAAUUCCUGCAAAAUAAUGCAAGAAGUCUGGAAUUUUUGAAAACUGUAAAUAUGUUAUUUCUGUAUGCAGUGAAGAAAGGUUUGCUCUAUUUAUGUACUUUUUGUUCCUAAGCAUAUGCAAAGUUCGUAGAUUUGUAUUUCUUUUACAAAUUUAAAAAGAAAAUGUAACCCUAAGCUUGCCCGUGCCUGGUACAGCAUUGUUGAACUGUGGCACUGCUGUGGGGUGUUUUUCUCUAUUUAAUUUGCUGUUGAUUGUGUGAGUAGUGUUACAGCCCUGCUUUGCACACACAAAACAGGCUUCGACUUUUGACAUGCAGUGAUGGGUGCAACUGCAGCGUUUGCUCGUAGAUCUUUGAAGGCAGCCACCAGAACAUAUACUCACAGCUUUACCUGGUAAGCUUGCCCUGGGAAUAAAUACUUAUUGGAUAUUUUUAUUCAGGUUUUAAUUUAUAUAGUAAUUUUUAAGCUUUUUCUAGGCAGAUAUUUAGAAUAUAUGAGGCAAUGUUUGAAUCAGAUGUUAUUCUUCUGAAAUAUUUUCAUACUAUUCACUUGCAUUUCAGGCUGCUUUUAAAUCUGACUUCUGCAAUUACUAGUAAAAAAAGCCAAAACAAACCAAGAUGCCAGCACUACCUGGAACACUACUUAGAAGCUUGCUAAAUGGCCUAACCAGACAAACCCAGUUUAACCUCUUACUUAGUGUGAGAUGUGUCACACUACUUAGCGUGAGAUAGGUUUGGAGAGAAAUUUAUUUGAACACUGAUGCUUCAGCCUAGGGAGAAGUGACAGGUGUGUACUGCCUGUUUCCGUCAUCUUAGAUGAGGAUCAUUUAGGCCGAGUCAGUACUGCCGAGAUUAGCGGUUGCUCUUCAUAACUGAAAAUGCUGUUUAACUAAACAUUUUUAAGAAGCAUGUGAAGUGAUAAUGUAGCUGUUGGAUUAAAUCAGUGAUUUUACAACUGAGUAAUUAAUGGCACAAACAUAAAAUCUCUUCCAUACCAGGUGGAGAAGGUAGGGAUGCUGCAGCUCUGUGCUGCUAGUUAAAACUUCUGUGCUGAAAUCACCAGAAGGGAACAUGCAAAUGCUUUUUAUUCCAUUCGGUACAAAACCAUCUGGCUGAUGUAGUAGUCCCUCUGCUGGCUCUGCUAUAAUAUCUGUAAUUUACAGUGGGCAUCUAUAAAGUGAAGUUGUUUAUGCUCUGAGGUGUAACCAGGAGUUAAUAUUGCCAUCUUUUGCUGUUUGUUACUGAGUAACUCAAGUGCAACUGGUCAGAGAAACAGGCAGCUGAAGAGCUGAGCACUUCACAUACUAACUCGCAGCUACUGAAGACUUGGUAGAUCUUCCCUUUUGUGUACGUUCCCUGUAUUGUCUUUUAUCAGUUGCUGGUUUUAUGUCGCUUUGUUCUUUUGGCAUACUGCAGUUAAAUUGACUUAAAAUACUUGUGCUGUUUCUUGGAAUGGAGAAAAGUGAUUUGUUGUGAUAGGUUUGUUAUGUGUACACUCGAACUGAUUGGAGAAAAGCACAUUAUAAAGAAAUGCUGUUUUAUCAGUAAAGUAACUUUCCACAACUGAAAAUAUUUUGUAAGUUUUUGAAAUUGUUUACAACCUCUUGUAAGAUUAAUAAUUUAAAAAAAAAAUAUUAAAACACAACUCAAACCCCU
Messenger RNA from Cuculus canorus (common cuckoo), 3627 nucleotides. RefSeq names its product nuclear transport factor 2 like export factor 2 (gene NXT2). NCBI's taxonomy places the organism in Eukaryota, Metazoa, Chordata, Aves, Cuculiformes, Cuculidae. The transcript is spliced from 4 exons. Gene Ontology annotation, cellular component: nuclear pore central transport channel. The coding region runs from base 57 to 482 and encodes 141 amino acids. The record is from RefSeq and is a predicted model, not a curated record. Gene Ontology annotation, biological process: protein import into nucleus.